This is a messenger RNA of Hymenoscyphus albidus, 276 nucleotides long. The record is from the annotation of a GenBank genome assembly. Lineage: Eukaryota; Fungi; Ascomycota; Leotiomycetes; Helotiales; Helotiaceae.
AUGAACUUAGACUUCCGCAUGAAAGCUGCGAACAGCUGUGAGUUGUCUGAAGGAGGCAGCGACACAGUUAGCGACGAGAAUCUUGAUAGCGUCGCAUAUAAGACAAAGACUGAAAUGAAGAUUAAGCCGGAUUCCCAAAAGCCAAAACUGUCAGUGUUCAAAACGUUACGAGAGGCACAAUCAAAGGGUGACAAAAAUGAUACUGCCAGCUCAAGUGAAAUAUCACUACCAGAUGAAGAGGAUAAUGCUAGUAAAGUGGUGCAGAUACCUAGAUAA